This is a messenger RNA of Durusdinium trenchii, 303 nucleotides long. The record is from the annotation of a GenBank genome assembly. NCBI's taxonomy places the organism in Eukaryota, Dinophyceae, Suessiales, Symbiodiniaceae.
AUGACAAGCGAUCCGGAGUCCACGGAGUUCGUGUACACCUCCAGCGGUGUGGACUCCACCGAUGGCUCCGCGGAGUCCGAUGGCUCGAAGACGCUGAUGCUGCGGAGCCGCCGCCGGCGGUGUUUGCCCGUGUGCAGUGCCCAGCGUGUUUGCCAUUGGUGCUAUGUCUGGCAGUUUCUGUUGUUCCUGAUGAUCUUCCCGCUGUGGGUGAAGUGGCUCCUCGUGAACCCCAAGCCUAGACAGUCACCUUGGCCAGACCACAGUGCUGAUCCAUCAGAUUGUCUUGCCAGAAAGAUCUUGUGA